Molecule: messenger RNA, 3128 nt
Organism: Medicago truncatula (barrel medic)
Lineage: Eukaryota; Viridiplantae; Streptophyta; Magnoliopsida; Fabales; Fabaceae
Product: pollen receptor-like kinase 3
Exons: 3
Coding region: 423-2312 (629 amino acids)
Biological process (GO): protein phosphorylation
Molecular function (GO): protein kinase activity; protein binding; ATP binding
Source: RefSeq, a predicted model, not a curated record
UUUCUCUUGAUUUUGUGGAUCCUUUGAAUAUCAAAAUCAAGUUUGCUACCCUAUCACCUAUGAUUGAUGAUACCAAAAAUAGAACACCCCCACAAAUACAUGUGACUUGGUCAACACAACAAAUCCCUUAAACCUAUAUCAACUCCAAAAUUAUCUAACCAACUUCAACUAUUUCCAUGCAAACUCUAUUCUUAGAAUCCAACACCAAUUUGUGGCAAAACAACAUCAUCACCAAUCUUCUCUCUCUCCACAUUACCAACAUCCCAAAAAACACAAAAACACACAAAACAAAACAUCAUGACACACCACUCGUUCUCUUACACCACCAAAAAACCUAAAACAACAAAACAACAGAAAAAAAACAACAUUAACCUCUCCGACCAACGGUCUCCAAACAUCCUCGGCAGCUGGCAAAACAACCAAUGGCCACUGCUGCCAACAGCAUCCUCCUCCUCCUCCUCUUUCUCUCCUUUCUUUCUCUCUCCACCGCACAACCAUCACCUUCAGAAACACAAGCCCUCCUUAAACUAAAACAAUCUUUAAUAAACUCAGACAAAAUCUUGUCAACAUGGAUACCAAACGUCUCUCCAUGUUCCGGUACGUGGAUCGGUGUUAUUUGCUUCGACAAUGUCAUCACAGGCCUUCAUCUCUCAGACCUUCAACUUUCUGGGACAAUAGACGUCGACGCCAUUGUCGAGAUACGUGGCUUAAGAACCCUCAGUUUCGUCAACAACUCCUUCACCGGUCCUAUUCCACAGUUCCACAAACUUGGCGCCAUAAAAUCUCUUCUCCUCCAACAAAACCAAUUCUCUGGUCCUAUUCCUGGAGAUUUCUUCUCCCAGUUAACCUCCUUGAAGAAAGUAUGGCUGUCAGGAAAUAAAUUCUCUGGCAACAUUCCGCCUUCGUUAACAGAACUUGAUCUUCUCAAAGAGCUUCACCUCGAAGGGAAUGAAUUCUCCGGUCAGCUUCCGAGUCUUAAACAAGAUAUGAAAUCAUUUGAUGUGUCGAAUAACAAGUUAGAAGGUCCGAUUCCCGAAAGUCUCGUGAGAUUCGGGCCGGUUUCUUUUGCUGGAAAUGAAGGACUAUGUGGAAAACCGUUGGAAAAACAAUGUGAUAGUCCAUCUUCUGAAUAUACGCUACCAGAUUCUAAAACAGAAAGUUCCAGCUCGAGUUGGGUGCCUCAAGUGAUAGGACUUGUGAUUAUGGCAGUUAUAAUGGCGGUUAUAUUUCUGUUUGUGAAGUCGAGGCAGCGGAAAAGAGAAGAUGAUUUUAGCGUGGUGAGCCGAGACAGCAUUAAAUCAUUGUUACAGGUGCGCGUGCCGAUAAGUAGAGCUUCAUCUGCAUCAGAGAGAGUUGGGAGAAGGAACGUGGGAGAAUCUUCGAAAAAAGGAGGAAUGGGGGGUGGGAGUAGAAAUGGAAUAGGUGAUAUUGUGAUGGUGAAUGAUGAGAAGGGUUCAUUUGGUUUACAAGAUUUGAUGAAAGCUGCGGCAGAGGUUUUGGGGAACGGUGGAUUGGGAUCGGCUUAUAAGGCCGCGAUGGCGACCGGAUUGAGUGUGGUGGUGAAGAGAAUGAGGGAGAUGAAUAAAAUUGGGAAAGAUGUGUUUGAUGCUGAGAUGAGACAGUUUGGGAGGAUUAGACAUGCUAAUAUUUUGACUCCUUUGGCUUAUCAUUAUCGUCGAGAGGAAAAGCUUUUUGUUACUGAGUAUAAGCCUAAAGGAAGCUUGUUAUAUGUCUUGCACGGUGACAGAGGAAUGUCCCAUGCUGAGUUAACUUGGCCGAACCGUUUAAAGAUUGCUAAAGGAAUUGCAAGAGGGUUAAGCUUCCUUUACACUGAAUUUUCAACCUAUGACUUACCUCAUGGAAACCUCAAAUCAAGCAAUGUUCUACUAACUGAUGAUUAUGAGCCUCUUUUAAGUGACUAUGCUUUUCAACCACUAAUCAACCCUAGCAUUGCAGUGCAAUCAAUGUUUGCAUACAAAACACCGGAUUACGUUCAAAACCAAAAGCUUUCGCAGAAAGCCGAUGUUUAUUGUCUCGGAAUCAUCAUUCUUGAACUCAUUACAGGAAAAUUCCCUUCUCAGUAUCAUAGUAACGGUAAAGGUGGAACCGAUGUUGUUCAAUGGGUCCUCACAGCAAUUUCUGAGAGAAGAGAAGCUGAAUUGAUUGAUCCUGAGUUAAAAAAUAAUGCAUCAAAUAAAACAAGUAAUAUGCUGCAACUUCUCCUUAUUGGUGCUGCUUGUACUGAAAGCAAUCCGGAACAAAGACUACACAUGAAGGAAGCUAUUAGAAGGAUAGAGGAAGCACAACUCUAAAGAUCAUGUUAAUAAAGAUAGCUUAGUUCAAAGUUUCUUUUGUAGGUGAUGGUUGGUGGAAAAUUGGAAAUAUUACCUAGCUGCACCAACACUUCAGAAUGAAGGUGUGUUUGGUGUUUGAAACGACACAAACACAUGUAGUUAUAUUCAGUUUCUUCCAGUUUUCAAAUUAUUAUCAAUGUCAACGUGUCACUGUCGUGUUCAGUGUUUGUGCUUCAUAUUCAGAGAAGAAGGGAGAAAGAAAAAAGGUUGAAAGAUUGAAUUUGGAUAGUUUCAUAAAGAAUUGUGAUUUAUGAGAAGGGUAUCAUGAUAUCAGUGUAUAAAUCAUGAAACUGAAACCAUAUUUCAAGAGGAGCUGAAAUAUGAAUCAAUCUCAAGUCCAUGCUUAGCCUCAUAUGCUGAUAUUAUUGGCCCUUGCAAAGUAUGUGCAAAAGAAAGAAAGAAAAACCAUUUUAGGACAGCAUUUUUAAAGUUUGUAAAAACCAUUUUAGGAUUUUUUUUUUUGUAGUUUUUGUCUUGUUAUGUGUAUCAAAUAUAGGAGAUUUAUUCUGUUCGUAAUAUAAUGUACUCUUUAAUCUCACUCCCCCAUUCAAUUGUACUUUCUUGUGUAAAAUUAAUUUAUAUUAGGCAAUACAACACUAGCUGCUAUAUGAACAAUUGAUUCUCAGGCUCUUUUAUUUACUUUAUGUAAUUUAUUUUGGCAUUGUUAAAUAUCAAUUGGGGGUGAGUUAUAUCAUUAUUCACCAUCAGAUGCUGUAUUCUGAUUCCAUUUUUCUCUUCCAAGUAUUAAGACAUUAUAAACAAAACACAAUAAGA